Rhinichthys klamathensis goyatoka is the source of this 1772-nucleotide messenger RNA. It is a transcript of the gene dync2i2, whose product is annotated as dynein 2 intermediate chain 2. The transcript is spliced from 9 exons. Gene Ontology annotation, biological process: intraciliary transport. Gene Ontology annotation, molecular function: dynein light chain binding; dynein heavy chain binding. The record is from RefSeq and is a predicted model, not a curated record. NCBI's taxonomy places the organism in Eukaryota, Metazoa, Chordata, Actinopteri, Cypriniformes, Leuciscidae. Bases 181 to 1686 code for a protein of 501 amino acids. Gene Ontology annotation, cellular component: cytoplasmic dynein complex; ciliary plasm.
CCCCCCCCAUCAUAAAAUCAGAUUUGGAUUCGUCGAACACACUGCACUCCUUCAAUAUGAUGAAAAACCGUUUGCUUUAUAAAAAAUAAUCGCUAGCUCCCAGCUAACUAACGUCUUAUUGAGACUAAGCAUUUUGAAGAGCAUUUUGUACUCUUGCUAGCUUGCUGGCAAACUUUGAACAUGUUUACGGAUGAAACGCUUGACUUAAUUGGUGCUGAAUCGACAUGGAGAAAGUCACAUCAGCAAACACAAGAAUCAAGAAGCUGUCAAACUCUUCCAGUUCACACAGCAGAGGCUGAAACUCAAGCCAAAGAUGUGUUGGAAAACAGCACCCAGACACAAGACCCGAUCAGCCAAACACUCGCCCUAGAUCGAGACAUUGCGGACUUUCCUGGAUUGGUGGAGUUCUUGCGUAGAGUUGAAGAUGUGGUUAUCAGAGAGCUGGUGAAAAACUCCAAGAGUCACGCUUUUGAUGGGUUCGAGGUGAACUGGGGGGAUCAGAAUGAGUCGGUGUCCUGCAUGUACCGCCUUCAGCAUGUUGAUGCUCAGGAAAGGGGUCUGCAAGUCACCAGUGUGUCCUGGAACUGCACUGGCUCGGUCAUAGCCUGUGGAUUUGGCCGUGUGGAUGAUGGUGAUUGGAGUAAUGAGAAGGCUUCUGUGUGCACGUGGAACCUGGACCGGCAGAACCUGAACCCAAUGCGGCCAGACGUGAUCAUUGAUGUGGCCACUCCCAUCAUGUGUUUGUGCUUCCAUCCUGUGAGGCCGUCUGUAUUUGCUGGGGGGCUGUACAGUGGCGAGGUGGUGGUCUGGGACACCAGCCGCUCACAGGACCUGAUUUUGGCUCAGACAGGAAUGUCUGCAGACACCCACCGUGAACCAGUUUAUCAGGUAAACUGGGUCCCAGGAGCUCGCCGAGGGGAGUUUGUUGUUCUGAGCGCCGGUUCAGGAGGAAGAGUUCUGUUGUGGACUGUUGAUGGAGCCGAAGCCAAACUCACCUUGAGUUCUGGAUAUGCCCUUGUCCCACAGCAAAUGCCUCAGAGUGGAGCAGCAAGCAAAAUCCGAGGUAGCACCACUAUAGGAGUAACCUCUGUUGCACUUUCCCCGUGGGACCUGGACACAUUCUUGGUGGGCUCAGAAGGAGGCCUUGUGCUCAAAUGUUCCUUCAGCAGUGGGACAGUAGCAGCAGUGCCCCCUGAUGGUGAGAGUGUGACUCUGCGCAACCCAAUGCAGUUCUCCUUCUCACCACGAAGGGGUCCUAUACACUCAGUCCACUUCUCACCCUUCCACAGGAAUCUGUUUGUAAGCGUCGGGACAGAUGGUUUAGCUCAUCUGCACAGUGUGCUCCAGCCACACCCCCUGCUGUCUAUACGGGUGUCCGAUUCAUAUGUGUUUUGGGUGAGGUGGUCACCUACGCGCCCUCUAGUCUUUGCUGCAGUCACAGGACAAGGUUUGGUCCAAAUGUUUGAUUUGGGUAGAAGAUCUUUAAGGCCAACCUCCACAAUUGAUCAGAACACAGGAGGCCAGCCAGCUUAUUGCCUGGAGUUCAACCCCAAACACACAAAUCUGAUGGCAGUGGGCAACGCAGAUGGUAGCGUCAACAUCUGGCAGCUCAGUGCAGAGCUAACGGAACAAGGUGCAAAGGAGACGGCAGUACUGGAACAGCUGGCCAAUGAGGUGACAGACUGAGACUGUUUAAGAUUGCUUGUAACUUGUAUAUAUGCAUUUCAUGUUAAAACUGUAUUUAUGCUCCUAAUAAAAAUACACCGACAACA